AUGGGUAGUAGGCAACAACCACAACAACAACAACAACAACAAGAUCAUUCAUACUUUUCAGAGAUAAAAAAAGGAGAAGUUAGUGAACUUCGAACAUUACUAAAGAAUGCAUCAAACGAAAGAGAUACUGAAAAGAUAAAGAGUACAUUACAGAGAGUAGUGUAUUACAUGACUAUGGGUAUUGACGUAUCACCAUUAUUCCCAGACAUUAUCAUGGUUGUCAAUACAACUGAUGUCGUCGUCAAGAAAUUAGUAUAUCUCUAUCUAUGCAACUAUGCUGUAUCUGGUUCUUCAAAUGAUUCUUUAUUACUAUUGGUUAUUAAUACUCUAAGUAGAGAUUGUUUAGAUCCAAAUCCAAUGAUUAGAGGUUUGGCAUUACGUAGUUUAUGUUCUUUAAACUCAAUGACAACAUUUGAUUAUUCAUUUAGAGGAGUAUUAAAAGGAUUGGGAGACGCAUCGGCAUAUGUUAGAAAGACUGCGAUCAUGGGAUUGGCAAAAUUGUACAAUAUAUCACCAGUGGAUGCACGAAAGGAGACAUUUGAAGAACACAUGCCAAAGAUUUAUGGUAUGAUGAUGGAUCAAGAUGGACAGGUCAUUGUCAAUGCCAUCUUGACUUUGGAUGAGAUUAGUCCAAAUUGGGAGGUCAGUCCAUCACUAGUCAACCAUCUAUUGGCAAAAUAUAAACAAGUUAAUGAAUGGGGUCAAACAACCAUAAUCAAUACUCUAACAAGAUUUAAAUUAAUUUCUGAAGAUCAAAUUUUUGAUUUCUUGAAUUUAUUUGAUGAUAGAUUAAAACAAUCAAAUAGUGCAUUGGUAUUGUCAAUUAUUAAAUUAUUCCUUCAAAUCACUGAAAAUGAACCAAAUAUACAUGAACAAGUAUAUGAAAGAUUAAAGGAUCCACUUAUUACAUUGAUGGAUAAUACAGAUUCAAAUGAAAUACAAUUUACAAUUCUAUCUCAUAUUCAUCUACUGAUGAGUAGAUCUCCUGAUUUAUUUAAACAUGAUUUUAAAUAUUUUUAUUGUCGAACAAAAGAUCCAUUUUAUAUUAAAAAUUUAAAAAUUAAGAUUCUAAGAGAAUUGAUAAGUGAAACAAAUGCAAAAGAUAUUGUAGAGGAAUUAAGUGAAUAUGUAUUUGAAGGUGACAUUCAAUUUAUUAAACAACCAAUCGAAGCUAUUUCAUUUAUAGUAGCAAAAAUUGAAUCUCUGUCAAGUACAGUACUUGAUAUUUACACUACAUUCCUUUCAAGUAAUUUGGAAAUUGUCAUUUCAUAUACCGUAUCGGCAUUGAAAGAUUUUCUUAGGUUCUAUCCAAAUCAAGCAGAUCAAGUACUACCAUUGGUGGUUGAACAUUUGGUACAUGUCAAUUUGGAAUCGGAUGCAAUAGAAGCAUUGUUGUGGAUGUUUGGUGAAUUCCCAUUCUCUGAACAACAAAUACCAUACAUUAUCGAACAAUUCUUUGACUCUAAAUUCAAUGACCAACCAUCCAACAUCAAAAUUCAACUAUUAAUAGCAGUGAUUCGAAUUUAUUUGGCUAAAAAGAAAGAAAAUGGAGAAAAUAGAUCAGGUGAAAUUUAUCCAAUCAUGAUGAUGAUAUUAGAGGAAUGUUCAUCUAUAAAUUGUAGUCCAGAUUUACGUGACCAAUUCCUUUUCUAUUAUCGUUCUCUAAUCUAUGAUUUGGAAAAAACUUCCUCAAUCAUUAAUACAAAAUUAAAUAAUAAUAAUAAUAUUAAUAAUAAUAGUACAAGUACUUUAUUUGUUGAAGAUGAAAUUUUAGAAAUUAGAGAUAAAAUAUUUGAAGAAUUUAAUACAUUAUCAAUAGUUUAUGGUAAACAUUCAACAUCAUUUAUUAAAAACCCUUUAACAUUAUUGGAAAAACAAAAAAUCAUCAAAGAACAAUUAUUGAUUUCACCAACCAAAACUGGUACUCCACCUACAAAUAAUAAUAAUAAUAAUAAUAGUAAUAAUAAUAUUUCACCAAAAAUGGAAUCACAACAACAACAAUUAUUACAAUUGGUUGAUGUAUCUCAUCAAUUGGAUUCAUCGACCAACAAUUUAAUUAGCCUGUUUACAUUGGAAAAGGCAGCAGAGAUUGAUACUGGUCAAUUCCAAGAGAUGUGGAUGUCACUUGAAGAGGGUCAUGCAAUGUCGAUACAAUUGAAUCAAAUGCCAGAGAUUGAUAGAAUCGAGAGUGUUUUGACGACCGAGGGUAUUCAAUGUCUUGCCUAUGGUAGUGUAGAUGGAGUCACUAAAUUAUAUUAUCACGCCAAACAAAUAGAUGAUGGACCUUGGUUCCUUGUCGAAAUCAUCAUCGAUGAAACUAGUCAUCUCAUGACACUUGGUUUCAAAUCUACAGACAUUCAAAGAUUACACUCUAAAUUUGUUACCAAAUUUGUUUCAACUCUUUCAAAUGCCAUUUCAACAAACUGA
Messenger RNA from Cavenderia fasciculata, 2427 nucleotides. It is a transcript of the gene ap4b1, whose product is annotated as adaptor-related protein complex 4. Lineage: Eukaryota; Evosea; Eumycetozoa; Acytosteliales; Cavenderiaceae. Gene Ontology annotation, cellular component: clathrin adaptor complex; membrane coat. Gene Ontology annotation, biological process: vesicle-mediated transport; intracellular protein transport. Gene Ontology annotation, molecular function: clathrin binding. The coding region runs from base 1 to 2427 and encodes 808 amino acids. The transcript is spliced from 6 exons. The record is from RefSeq and is a predicted model, not a curated record.